Galleria mellonella (greater wax moth) is the source of this 1380-nucleotide messenger RNA. RefSeq lists its product as uncharacterized. The transcript is spliced from 7 exons. The record is from RefSeq and is a predicted model, not a curated record. Lineage: Eukaryota; Metazoa; Arthropoda; Insecta; Lepidoptera; Pyralidae. The coding region runs from base 604 to 1371 and encodes 255 amino acids.
AAUGAAUAAUUUUGUUUCUUUUUUGCACAUAUUUUUAUUAUUUGUUAUUAUUAUUAUUAUGUACUUUUUAUUGCUAUGUGUAAAUGAGAUUGUGUUUGACGCCGUUUGAUUCUUGGUCGGACCAAUUUACUAAACGAUUUUUUUCUGAAAUGACUCGAGUUUAAAUGUUCUGGAUUGUGCUUCAGAUUUUAGUUGCUUGGUUUCCCAUAACAUAGGAUUUGAGUUAAAUUUGGUACACGGGUAGAUUAAAACAAUAAUUUUAUACACUGAUACAGACUAUUACGAAGACUUGGGAUACAGCUUAUUAUCAACAAUAUUAGCCUUUCACCACGGCGUUCACUUGAAUCGGCCUUAGACAAUUCAAGUUCGUGGUUGUGUUUCACUCAUUCAUUCCCUCACUCUGCUAGAGAAUGCUGCUAAAACUUUCAGUUAUUUCAUUUUUUCACUCGCUCAACAACUUGUCGACUGUCGGUUUUGUUACUUACUAGUUUAUUUUGUUAAGUUACUAAUGUCUUAAUGUCAGAUUUAGCAGCUUUAUAACAAAUGUUGUAAACAAUAUUUGGACAAAAAAUUUAGCUAAUUUUUAAUUUAUUUUAGUGUAAUAUGUUGAUAUUUAAGUGCGGAAUAGUAACAUUAACGUCAACAUACAUAUUAUCUGUUUGCUUUCAAGUUGCACAAGAUACAAACUCAUUGGACAUUGGCCUUGCUUUUUUGUAUAUUGCCAGCGGAGUAAUAGCUGGCAAAAUCAUUUAUGACAGAUACCAGCAAAUUCAUGUGCUAGGCUCACUAACACCAAAUCCAAAUGUUACUUCAUUUGCAAACAGGAUUGCUUCAUAUUCGGCCUCCUUUGUGUCACUGGGCUUCCUGGUUUAUUUCUUUUUAUUCCUAUUUAAGGUAGAUAACCAUUGCCUCACGGCACUAAGUAUUUUUAUAUGCGGAUUUGGAACUCUAUAUAUAUGGAUGCAGUGCAUCAUAACCACAUAUAUUUCUACACUCUAUUAUGACAAAUAUUUGUCAAUUUUAAGGCAAUGUCUAGCAAACGUGAGCUUCCUUCUACUCGUCAUAAUGGCAAUUUUUGGAACUGUCACUUCUUUUUUACCUAGAAGUGGCACCAGUGGCGUUUACUUUUGUCUUCUUAUCACUUCCCUGUGUAGUUAUGUACUGGCAGCAAUAUUUUGUAUAUUUAUAUUAUCAUUUGAAAAGGAUUAUCAGUAUUUUUCCGAAGGACUGAGAUCGGAAUUCCUUCUUGAUGAUGCAUGCUCUUUAAAUACUGCAUCAUUAACAGAUGUGAAUAGUCUAUACGGGACCCAAGAGUUGAACUCGAACACAAUUGUUAUAAAGGGUAAUGUCAGCUGUGGUAAGAUCUCUUGACCAGAGGCC